Morone saxatilis (striped sea-bass) is the source of this 832-nucleotide messenger RNA. RefSeq names its product transmembrane immune signaling adaptor TYROBP (gene tyrobp). Bases 69 to 497 code for a protein of 142 amino acids. The transcript has 5 exons. Gene Ontology annotation, biological process: microglial cell activation involved in immune response; neutrophil activation involved in immune response; positive regulation of natural killer cell activation. Lineage: Eukaryota; Metazoa; Chordata; Actinopteri; Moronidae. Gene Ontology annotation, molecular function: signaling receptor binding. Gene Ontology annotation, cellular component: cell surface. The record is from RefSeq and is a predicted model, not a curated record.
ACCAGUAUCGCCUGCGGACGCUUCUUUUUUGCUGAACCCUCCCACGUCUGGCAUCCAACAACUUGUUUAUGGGUGCGACAGCACGGCCAUUUCAAAGAGAUCAGAAGGACCGGUGGCCCUCAACCUCUCCUCCUCAGUUCCUCCUCUACCAGAAACCAACCUUUAAGAAGAUGUCUGACGCUCUUUGUAUUGUGGGUUCGUUGUUUGGCUCGGCAGAAGGCCAGCAAGAAUGUGGUUCCUGUUACGUAAUAAAUAUGGGAUCAGUAAUAGGCAUUAUUGCCUCUGACAUUAUCUUGACCAUCCUCAUCACUAUUUCUGUGUUCUGCUUUGCAACUUACCACAAGAGACGGAGGGACUGGGGCUCUCAUGAUGGUAAAAGAAAUGUGCAACCAUCAAUAUCAAAGAAAAUGGCAACAGAGGUCACGGAAUCUCCCUACCAGGAGUUACAUGGAGUCCAGUCGGAUGUGUACAGUGAGCUUCGGCACUUUAGGAAAUGAAACAAUGUAACAAGAAAAAUACCAAUAUUUUCUCAAGAUAUAACUGUAAUGCUACACACACUUCACAUUUUGUCUUUACAAUUAUGCUAUAGAUAUAUAUGUAUAUGUUUUUGCAUGAAAAUUAUUAUAUUCUAAGUAAGUACUGUAUUGUGCAGUUUGUUCUUGUUAUUUUUGCAAAUCUUAAGCUUUAUAAAAUACUUUAUAUAUUUAUAUUUAACUACACUCUAAAGCAAAAGAAAUGAAAAGGAUGCAUUCUUUACAUUCAUACCAAAUAUUACACUGUAGCCUACUGUGUAUACGCAGUUUCCACAAAUAGGCCUAACACAAAGUUGUCA